AUGGCAUCAUCGCAGUAUAACUUUAAGAAGAUUAUUACCAUUCCUACAGCUCAAGAUUUUAUUGACAUUAUCCUUUCGAAAACUCAACGAAAGACACCAACAGUCGUUCAUAAACAAUAUAAAAUUGCUCGUAUUCGUAAUUUUUAUUUACGAAAAAUAAAAUUUACCCAACAAAGUUUUCAUGAUAAACUUCAAGCAAUUCUUACUGAAUUUCCUAAACUUGAGGAAGUUCACCCGUUCUAUGCUGAUCUCAUGAACGUUUUAUAUGAUAAAAAUCAUUAUAAAUUAGCACUUGGCCAACUGAAUAUUGCUAAAAAUUUAAUUGAUAACGUAUCAAAAGAUUAUGCAAGAAUGAUGAAGUUCGCUGAUUCACUCUAUCGAUGCAAAUGUUUAAAACGAGCAGCUUUGGGAAGAAUGGCAACAAUAGUAAAACGCCAAGCACAAAGUUUACAAUAUCUUGAACAAGUUCGUCAACAUUUAUCACGUUUACCAUCGAUUGAUCCAAAUACGCGUACACUUCUAAUUUGUGGUUAUCCAAAUGUUGGUAAAUCAAGUUUUCUCAAUAAAAUAACACGUGCCGAUGUUGAAGUACAACCGUAUGCAUUUACAACUAAAUCACUUUAUGUUGGUCAUACGGAUUAUAAAUAUUUACGUUGGCAAGUUGUUGAUACACCGGGUAUUCUUGAUCAUUCAUUAGAGGAUCGAAAUACUAUUGAAAUGCAAGCUAUUACUGCAUUGGCUCAUCUUCGUGCAGCAAUUCUUUAUGUUAUGGAUAUUUCGGAAACAUGUGGUUAUACACUUGAAGAACAACUCAAUCUAUUCAAUAAUAUCAAAGUAUUAUUCACCAAUAAACCAUUAAUCAUUGCUCUCAAUAAAAUCGAUAUCAAACGACUCGAUGAAUUAUCUCCAGAGAAACGAGCUGUUUUCGAACAAUUCGCUAAAGACGAUGUAAAAAUCGUCGAAAUGAGUACGUUUUCUGAAGAAGGUGUCAUCGAAGUUCGAAACGAAGCUUGUGAUCGUUUAUUAGCACAUCGUGUUGAUAUUAAACUGAAAAGUCGUAAAGUCAAUGAUGUUCUCAAUCGUUUACACGUAACACAACCGCUAAAACGGGACGAACGUGUACGCGCGCCGUACAUACCCGAAGGUGUUAUUCAACGUUUAGAAUCUAUGCAAGUCAACAACGGUCAAGAUCAACCAGCUAAAAAGAAGACCGAACGUGAUCUAGAAGUCGAAUUGGAAGAAGACUACCAUUUAGAUUUACGUAAAACAUGGUGUUUGGAAAAUAAUGACGAACGUUACGAUGUUAUACCGGAAAUUUAUCGCAAUAAAAAUAUUGCUGAUUAUAUCGAUCCAGAAAUCAUGGCUAAACUCGAAGAGCUAGAACACGAAGAAGAAGCACGUGAUCAAGCCGGAUUUUACGAUUUGGAUGAAAGUGAAGACGAUGAAGAAACUACAGCCAUAAGAAAGUUAGCAAAAAAAAUUCGUUAUAAACGCCAAGUUAUCAUUGGUGAAUCUCGAUCGAAAAAACAAGCUCGACGAACACCAUCUGUGCCAAGACCGAAGAAACCCAUUGUUCGAGAACAUCUAGAAAGUACAAUGAGCGAAUUAGGCAUUGACAUGGACAAUAAAGAAGAUUCACACUAUGUUGCUAAGAUGCACGAAACACGUAGUCGUUCGUUGAGUAGACCAGCAACCAAACGUAAGCGUGAAGAUUCAGAAGGAAAUGUACGUAGUAGUUCGAAAGUACCUCGUGAUAAAUCUGGUGUACGCGAUGUUAAAAUGGCUACGAAAGCAAGAAAGAUCAAUAAACUUGGUCAACGUAAGAUGAAUUUGGAUGCUAGACUUGGUGAAUCCGACAGAAGAAUAUUCACUGAAAAACCCAAACAUUUGUUUUCCGGCAAACGAUCAUCUGGCAAAACAGAUCGACGAUAG
Rotaria socialis is the source of this 1932-nucleotide messenger RNA. The record is from the annotation of a GenBank genome assembly. NCBI's taxonomy places the organism in Eukaryota, Metazoa, Rotifera, Eurotatoria, Philodinida, Philodinidae.